This is a messenger RNA of Nothobranchius furzeri (turquoise killifish), 1684 nucleotides long. It is a transcript of the gene rbmx, whose product is annotated as RNA binding motif protein X-linked. NCBI's taxonomy places the organism in Eukaryota, Metazoa, Chordata, Actinopteri, Cyprinodontiformes, Nothobranchiidae. The record is from RefSeq and is a predicted model, not a curated record. Gene Ontology annotation, biological process: positive regulation of mRNA splicing, via spliceosome. Gene Ontology annotation, cellular component: spliceosomal complex. Gene Ontology annotation, molecular function: RNA binding.
AAAGAGCAUUUCUGCUUCUAGUGCAAUAUUCAACCGGAAAAAGAAGACAAGAAGAAGAAGAAGAAGAUCCCUUGUUCGCUGUCGUCGUCUGGAAGAGUUGUAGGAGAAAAAUCUAACAAGCUAAGGUUGAGUAAUUGCCUCGCUGAAACUGCAGGCGCGUAAAUCGCCAUUUUGAGCGUUCAACGCCUCAAGACUUCGCGUGCAACAAGGCAGAGCGUUUAGCAGAAUGGUUGAAGCAGACAUACCAGGGAAGCUCUUCAUCGGUGGGUUAAACACGGAGACCACCGAGAAGGCCUUGGAGCAGUACUUCAGCAAAUAUGGCAGGAUUGUUGAAGUUCUUCUGAUGAAAGAUCGUGAAACAAACAAAUCAAGGGGCUUUGCAUUUGUUACGUUUGAAAAUCCCGCUGAUGCGAAAGAUGCAGCUCACGAGAUGAAUGGAAAGUCUCUUGAUGGCAAGCCUAUUAAAGUGGAGCAAGCUACAAAGCCUCAGUUUGAGAGUGCUGGCAGGCGUGGACCACCUAUGCACUCCCGCGGUCGUGGUCCACCCAGAGGUCCUCGUGGUUCCAGAGGUGGUUUCAGGGGUCCCCCAUCCAGAGACUACUACGAUGAAGGGGAUUCCUACUAUAAAGGGAUGUCAUCUAGAGGCCCCCCUCCAAUGAAACGAGGUCCCCCGAUCCGUGAUGGAGGUCCCCCUCCUAAAAGGUCUGCACCAUCUGGUCCCAUGAGUAGACCCCCAAUGUCCAGAGACCGGGAUCCCUAUGGUCCACCCCCACCUCGUAGAGACUCGAUGAUGUCAAGGAGGGAUGAUUAUCCAUCACCAAGAGAUGACCAUUACAGCUCUAAAGACAGUUACUCCAGUCGGGAUUAUAAUUCUAGAGAUUCAAGGGACUACGGACCUCCUUCAAGAGAUUACUCGUACAGAGAGUAUUCUAAUUCCAGCUCCCGUGAUGACUAUGGCUCAAUGUCGAGAGGAUACAGUGACCGUGAUAGUUAUGGGGGUGGUCGGGAACCAAGAGGCUACGUUGAACGACCCAGUGGUGGCUCCUACAGAGAUUCAUAUGAUGGUUACGGUAACUCUCGCAGCGCCCCACCCUCACGGGGCCCCCCACCAUCCUAUGGUGGAAGCAGUGGAAGCAGUCGUUACGAUGACUAUGGAAGCAGCUCCCGGGAUGGAUAUGGCAGUCGUGACAGUUACCCCAGCAGUCGGAGUGACCAAUAUCCACCUAGCCGCGGAGAGCGAAUGGGCAGGCAGGAAAGGGGCCCAGCCCCCCCUGCUGAUAGAGGCUACCCUCCUCGUGACUCGUAUGGCUCAAGUCGUGGCGGGCCACGAGGAGGCCGAGGUGGAAUCCGAGCUGAUAGGGGCAUGGCUCGCAGUAGAUACUGACAUGGACUGGGAAAGCGCAUAAACGUGAACGCUGGUCUCCAUACACACUUAAACACGUGCUUUGGAAGAAAUCUGUGAAAUCAAAAUAGGCAUGUCUAACUGUGGAGUAGGAAGCUUGGCUUUGUAUCUCGACUCUCCCAGUUUUGUAUGUGUACAAAAUUUUUAUUUUCCUUUUUUAGUUGUUCCUGCUUAUGUCACAUUACAGUAACAAAGUGUUAGUUUUUGUACAUUUAGUGCUGUUGGAACCUGCAAUACCUUAUGCGUACUUGCUUUCAUACUCUAAUAAAGCUUUUAGUUGAA